Molecule: messenger RNA, 1122 nt
Organism: Dalotia coriaria
Lineage: Eukaryota; Metazoa; Arthropoda; Insecta; Coleoptera; Staphylinidae
Gene: endos
Product: endosulfine alpha
Exons: 3
Coding region: 340-705 (121 amino acids)
Cellular component (GO): cytoplasm
Molecular function (GO): protein phosphatase inhibitor activity
Source: RefSeq, a predicted model, not a curated record
GCAUGCGUUUGUCAUAAAAUUUGUACAUGCGCAUUACUGUAUUGUUUUGAUGAUAAUUUGAUAACGAACACUCGCUAGCGGUCGGUUUUGCGUUUUAUCGGGGAAGAUCCUCGUCACGAGAAGCGUGAGCGGCGCCAAUACCGCCAACCUCAAGUGUACUUUCGUUUUUUAUGCGUUUUUGUUCACGCAUCGGCUUGAUUCUCGCCGCGCGCUUGAAAUACGAGCGCGUCCGGUAGGUUAUCAGCGGAUCGAAGAGAUUGUAAACGGCCGUUCGUCGUUUGUCUUCGGCGAAAACGACUUUGUUUAACGCGUAACCCACUUGUCCUUAUCGUGCACAGCAUGAGUGAACAAGAAGCAGAACCACAAAACCCACAGAACACCAAUAUGAGUGCACAUGAUAUGGAGAAGAUGGAAGAGGAGAAGUUGAAGGCCAAGUAUCCGGCGGGUGCAAUGGCUGCAGGCAGGUCAAUCAGUGGCCACACUGCUUUCUUACAAAAACGACUUGCUAAAGGACAAAAAUUCUUUGAUUCUGGUGAUUAUCAGAUGGCAAAGCAGAAGAUUGGCAUCAAUAAACAGCCACCGAAAGUCGCCGGCCCUGCGAAUCCGUUCGGAUCAACUGGCGAUGCCAUUCCCACACCGGAGACCGUCCCGGCACGAAAAACUUCCAUAAUCCAGCCGUCGAAGUUCACGCCGAACAUCAGCUAGUUCCGCAGAUGGCGGGCGGCGGUAGUUGUUGUUUAGUUCGCUCAUCGGCAGCCACCCGCGCGUUCGGAAACGAUGUUUAUAUUUUCCUAUGUGCGUCGUCUUAUUAAUAUUAGUAUUCAUUUGCUUAUGAAAAUCGUUCUCAAUUAACUGGUGAUACACAUAAAUCUAUUAACACUAACAAUUAUUUGAGUUAUCUCCACAACAGCACUAGCACUAGCGCUACAACUUCGAAUGGAUGAUUGUAAAGUAAACGAAAACAAAAAGACUUUGGGCUGAGAGUCACCUUUAUUAGGUCAUUAGGUAUUAUAAUAUUUUGGUCAGCUGUUGAUUAACAAAGAAAAUUACUAACUGAAACAAAUCGAGGCAAAGGAGUUGCAUUAAAAUGUGAAUUUAUGUAUUAAAUUACUACUUUUUAAA